Messenger RNA from Oncorhynchus nerka (sockeye salmon), 2927 nucleotides. Its product is annotated as glycosyltransferase 8 domain-containing protein 1-like. Lineage: Eukaryota; Metazoa; Chordata; Actinopteri; Salmoniformes; Salmonidae. Gene Ontology annotation, cellular component: Golgi apparatus. The coding region runs from base 977 to 2089 and encodes 370 amino acids. Gene Ontology annotation, molecular function: glycosyltransferase activity. The transcript is spliced from 10 exons. The record is from RefSeq and is a predicted model, not a curated record.
AAGCUUGGAUCACCUGUAUUUGGGGAGUUUCUUCCAUUCUUCGCUCCAGAUCAUCUCAAGCUCUGUCAGGUUGGAUGGGGAGCGUUGCUGCACAGCAAUUGUCAGGUCUUGUCUUGUUUUGCACGCUUUGUACAAUUGAAUACAUGCUCUCAGGGUAAGUAACCAUUUAUACUGUACCAACUGAAUCAACAUAACAGACUCUGAAACAAGGAUUCAGCAUACUGUUACUUUUAGAACAAAGGAUUCUCAGAAACUCAACUUUCACUUUAGCAAUGACAUCUUAACAUUUCAAACAAAUACAAUACCAAAGCACUUCAAGUCAACUUUUCAAUAACAAUUUUACAGUCUGGAACUAUUUUAGGGCAGUGAUCUGCCUACACCCUUUGACAUUUCACAGGUCUAGGACAGCUCUGGGCUUGACCUCUCUUCCUGACCUUGUGUGAUAUGAUGCUGAGCAUGCUUCUGUGUCAGUCAACAGUUCUUGUGGUGUUGCAGGUAAGUAUGGUGUAUGUUGUGCUGUGUGUGUGUUUUAGUCCAUCACAUUCUCUUUCAGGGGAACAGUUAAUCUCGUCAGUGUAUUGUUCUUUUGUGUUCAGUAGGUGACGACGAUUGCGGCGGUACACUGCUCCUUCUGCAGUGCGGACGCGAUAUGAACAUUCAGUGUCAGCUGGCUGUAUGACGACUGCUGGCUUUCAGUGGCCAUGCUCCUGGAUUGUAACUGACUCUCCGUCGUUCAGUGGUGGCAGUGGUCUCGCUGACCUGUCGUAGUAUCGCUUUUGUUGUUGAUGUCUCUGUGCACAUUUUCAUUUCCUUGUAGCUGACGACCUCAGGUUGCAGCUGCUGGUUGGUGCUGGGAAGGAUUGAGCGAAGACUGCGGCUCAUCAACAUCUGGGCUGGUGAUUUGAAGUUGUCAUCUGGAGUGUUGUGGUAUUCAAGGAGGCUGAGGCUAACAAGGAGAGCAGCAGAUGACGACGCGAUGUCAUUACGGAGAGUAAAUGUGGCCAUCCUUGUGCUGCUGGCAGUAGCAUUUCUGAUCAUCGUGCAACGGAAUCUCCUGAAUCUCAAUGACUUCCUUAGAAGUGAGAAUCCAGAUGCAGUGCCAGGUAUGAUUCUGCCAUUUGAGUCUGAGUUUUCUCCUGAGCUCAGACCAGACCUUGUGAGAACUGGGGAGAAGAUCCCAGUGGUCAUUACUGCUGCAGAGGAGAGACUGGGAGCUGUGGUGGCUGCCAUGAACAGUGUCUACCAGAACAGCAAAGCCAACAUUGUGUUCAACAUUGUGACCAUGAAUGACACUGUGGAUCACCUCAAAGUGUGGAUGACUAAGACUCAGCUUAACAAUGUCAAGCACAAGAUCAUCAUAUUUGAGCCCCAACUUCUCAAUGGGAAGAUUACCAAAAAUCCUCAGAAGCUUGACUCUGUGAAACCGUUGACCUUUGCCAGAUUUUACAUGCCGGUAUUCAUACCAGAUGCAGAAAAGGCCAUUUAUUUGGAUGAUGACAUCAUUGUACAAGGGGACAUCCAAGAGCUUUUUGACACAAGCCUAAAGUCAGGUCACGCAGCUGCGUUCUCAGACGACUGUGAUUCUGCAUCCACAAAGGGCAUCGUUCGAGGGGCUGGGACCCAGAACAAUUACAUUGGCUUCCUGGACUUUAAAAAAGAGGCCAUCAAGAAGCUGGGCAUGAGGGCUAACACGUGUUCCUUUAAUCCCGGAGUGAUCGUGGCCAACCUGACGGAGUGGAAGCGUCAGAACAUCACCAACCAACUGGAACACUGGAUGGAGCUCAACGCACAAGAGGACCUCUACAGUAAGAACCUGGCAGAGAGUAUUACCACACCUCCCCUGCUCAUUGUCUUCUACAAACACCACUCCAGCAUCGACCCCAUGUGGCACGUCAGACACCUAGGGGCUACUGGUGCUGGAAACCGCUACUCUCCCCAGUUUGUGAAAGCUGCCAAACUCCUCCAUUGGAACGGACAUUACAAACCAUGGUCCAGGACCUCUUCAUUCACCGAAGUCUGGGACAAGUGGUAUAUUCAGGACCCCAUGCGUAAAUUCCAUCCAGUUCGGAAACAUGCAGGGGACAAGUAGACUAAAGCAGGGAUGUGACCAGACGAAAGCUAGUCUGCCUCUACCUGUCUGUCCUCCCAAAGUGACUUCUCAGGAACCCUAACGUGAUGCAAGCCCAUUCCAGUGAUAUGUCUACUGUUUACCAUGCAGUGAUGUAGAUCUCAGGCAGAGACAGCGGCAUGUUACAGAUAGAAAUGUAUCAUACAUCUCAAUAGUCUAGUAGUGGUCUUAUUUCACAUCAGUUGAGAUGCGCCAAUGGUUCUAUGCUUAGCUUCAUGAGACAAGAUAAUCAUGUGCCUGUGUUCAGGAACGAGCCCUCUAACAAUUUGCCAAGAUUGCCUCUUUCCUUAGACUUUUACUUUGAUUCAUUCUGUCAGAACAAGGAUCAAUCUUUGUUUCUGCUGGUUGUCUCGCACUUUAACUCUUUUGUAUAUCACUACCACAACACUAAACUUUACACAACAAAUAGUUAUAAACAAGCUUGAAGCCUACUAUCCUUUCUCUUGAUUGCAAAGGAUGGAUAUAAUGGUAUACACAAACCACUAUGGUAUCAAUACAUGUGCAAUAGCAUGUGUCGAAUAGCUUAUUUACAUCAUUGACACUUAUCUAGAGUGCAUACAUUCUCAUACUGGUUGCCCGUGGGAAUCAAAACCACACAGGACCAACUCCUAUGGUUUUUAUUUUAAAGUAUUCUCAACCGCUACACGCCUCCUGAUAAUGUGGUGAUUGCUUACAGCUGUUACAAGUCAGUCAGGGCUUAUUUUUCUACUCUACUUUGUACAAAGGAUUAUUCUAGCAGAAAUAUUCAAAUAGUGUCAUCCUUUUGUAAAAGAAGCUUAAUAAAACCAAGUCAACUACC